CUGGGUUUGUGGAAGAGAGAGGGCGGGCGCGUCCACGUAGGCCAUGAAGAGGGCCCUGAGGGACGGUGAGAAGGGUGUCAGCUUCCGAAAUGUAUAAGCGUGGGUGGGUAACGCAACGUGGAGCUCGAGACGCAAGCCAGGUGCCGCACGUGGAAGAGGACAUAUUGGAUGGUGUGGGCGGCGCAGGCAGCAUGGAGGGCGCGGGCGGGCGGGCGGGAAGCAGAGUGGGCGGCGGGCAAGGGGGCGGAGCGACGUCCAGGGGCUCCUCCAGCAGCGGAUCUUCAGGACAAGGGACGGGCGGCGGCGGGGGCGGCGGCACGGCGAUGACGACGGCGAUGACGACGGCGAUGACGACGGCGGGCUUCACCUCCUCCACGCAGACGCUCGCCGUGACCUCGACGCCCCGCUCCCUCUCCCUGGCCUCCAUCUCGUCCGAGGGGAGCACCGACAGCCACCUGGUGGAGCAGGAGGACAUCGUCGCCCUCACCUCCGCCGUCAGGGCCUUCAAGGAGGCGCUGGGGAAGCUCAAGCGCAUCUUCCACCCCGAGAGAGAUAAGAACGAGACCCUGCGCGUGGCUGCUCACGAGCGCCUCGGAGAAGUCCUGAGGAUCCUGAGGUCCAUCCUCGAGAAGUACAGCCCCAUCCAGCACAACGAGCUCCUGGCCGCUGCCUCCCACCUCAUCACUCACGUCAACGGCUUCAGCUAUGAGGACGAGAAGGCCGACCCCACCGCCUUCCUGGAGGCGAUCGACCAGCUGGCUCUGGCCUUCUCCAGCAGGUGAGUACAGGCUGCCGUUGAUUUUACUCCCGGGGACCCAAUUACUACCUGCG
Messenger RNA from Penaeus indicus, 831 nucleotides. RefSeq names its product rho GTPase-activating protein 45-like. NCBI's taxonomy places the organism in Eukaryota, Metazoa, Arthropoda, Malacostraca, Decapoda, Penaeidae. Bases 90 to 782 code for a protein of 230 amino acids. The record is from RefSeq and is a predicted model, not a curated record. The transcript has 5 exons.